Messenger RNA from Oenanthe melanoleuca, 7552 nucleotides. It is a transcript of the gene SLC9D1, whose product is annotated as transmembrane and coiled-coil domains 3. The transcript is spliced from 14 exons. The coding region runs from base 305 to 2401 and encodes 698 amino acids. Lineage: Eukaryota; Metazoa; Chordata; Aves; Passeriformes; Muscicapidae. Gene Ontology annotation, biological process: proton transmembrane transport; potassium ion transmembrane transport. The record is from RefSeq and is a predicted model, not a curated record. Gene Ontology annotation, molecular function: potassium:proton antiporter activity. Gene Ontology annotation, cellular component: membrane.
AGGCGGCGCUCGGAGCGCGGGUCCCGCCCGGCUGCGCUCCCAGGCGCCGCCCCGGCGCUCGGGCACCGGCGCGGGGCGAGGGGCGGCCGCAAGGACGGGGCUGCUCGGUGCCCUCCGCCAGCGGCCGCCGCCCGCUCACACCCGUGCUCGCCGCCCUGCGAUCCCGCCCUUCCCGCCCCGGCGCUGCGGGCCUUCCUCCAUCCCUCAGCCUGGUGUGUGUACUGGAGAUGAAGAAACCAUGUAGCAGAAGGCUGUGAGCAGCUGUGGAUCAUCAGUUUCUCCCAACAGCAAUAUAAAGUGAAGAAUGAAGGCGACUGGGUUUAUUUCCCUGUGGACAUUGGUUUCUCUGCCUUGUGGCCCGUUAGCAAGCCCUGCAGAACGUGAAGAUGUAGUGAAGCAUGCAAUAAAGCUGCACCGUGGGAAAGGAGCUGUUAUCACUCAGAGGAAGCAGUGGGUGUUGGAGAGCUGCAGAAAACUGUCUGGUCUUCUUCGCCAAAAAAAUGUUGUUCUCAACAAACUAAAAAAUGCCAUAAGAGCAGUUGAGAAGGAUGCAGGACUGUCUGAUGAAGAGAAGCUUUUUCAGGUGCACACCUUUGAAAUUUUCCAAAAGGAGCUAAAUGAAAGUGAAAACUCAGUCUUUCAGGCAAUCCAUGGCCUCCAGAGAGCUCUACAGGGUGAUUACAAAGAUGUUGUAAAUAUGAAAGAAAGCAGUAGACAGAGACUGGAGGCCUUGAGAGAAGCUGCAAUUAAGGAGGAAAUGGAGUAUGUUGAACUCUUAGCAGCAGAAAAACACCAGGUUGAAGCCCUUAAGAAUAUGCAGCACCAGAACAAAAGCCUGUCAAUGCUUGAUGAAAUUCUGGAAGAUGUCAGGAAGGCAGCUGAUAGAUUGGAAGAGGAAAUAGAAGAACAUGCCUUUGAUGACAACAAAUCUGUAAGAGGUGUAAACUUUGAAGCAGUUUUAAGGGUGGAAGAAGAUGAAGCCAACUCCAAAAGAAAUGCUUCAAAAAGAGAAGUAGAAGAUGACUUAGGUCUUAGUAUGCUUAUUGAUUCUCAGAACAAUCAGUAUAUCCUUACUAAACCCAGAGAUUCAACUAUUCCUCGUGCUGAUCAUCAUUUCAUAAAGGAUAUUGUGACGAUAGGAAUGUUAUCGCUGCCAUGUGGCUGGCUGUGCACAACGAUAGGAUUGCCAACCAUGUUUGGAUAUAUCAUCUGUGGAGUACUCUUAGGACCCUCAGGACUAAAUAGUAUCAAGUCUAUUGUACAGGUGGAGACAUUAGGAGAGUUUGGUGUAUUCUUCACUCUCUUUCUAGUUGGUCUGGAAUUUUCUCCUGAAAGAUUAAGAAAGGUAUGGAAAAUCUCUUUGCAAGGACCCUGCUACAUGACAGUUCUGAUGAUUGCGUUUGGUUUACUAUGGGGGCACUUGCUCCAAAUUAGACCAACACAGAGCGUCUUCAUUUCCACUUGUUUGUCUUUGUCAAGCACACCACUGGUGUCCAGAUUUCUUGCAGGUAGUGUUCGAGGAGAUAAAGAAGGGGAUAUUGACUACAGCAGCGUACUGCUUGGCAUGUUGGUGAUGCAAGAUGUGCAGCUUGGUUUAUUCAUAGCUGUCAUGCCUACACUUAUUCAAGCAGGAGUGAGCACAUAUUCCAGCAUUUUCAAGGAAAUUCUGAGAAUACUGAUACUGAUUGGCCAAAUUCUGUUUUCUCUGGCUGCUGUUUUUCUUCUAUGUCUUGUUAUAAAGACUUAUCUCAUAGGACCGUAUUACCGCAAGUUGCACACAGAAAGCAAAGGGAAUAAAGAAAUCCUCAUUCUAGGAAUAACUGCAUUUACCUUCCUUAUGUUAACGAUCACAGAGCUGUUGGACGUUUCAAUGGAGCUGGGAUGCUUCUUAGCCGGAGCUCUGAUCUCUUCUCAGGGUCACAUGGUUACUGAGGAGAUUAUGUGCUGUAUUGAACCAAUACGUGACUUCCUUGCCAUCAUUUUCUUUGCAUCUAUAGUUUACGUGUGGAGUAUAGAGUUUGAAACUGGGCAUCAAAACCCUCUGUGCCACUGGUGGGGACUUCAUGUUUUUCCCACGUUUGUAAUAUAUGAACUCACAGUCUUGCUAUUCCUUACAUUGUCUGUCGUCAUAAUGAAGUUUGUCUUGGCAGUGCUUGUCCUUUCUUUGAUUCUUCCAAAGACCAGCCAAUAUAUCAAGUGGAUUGUCUCAGCAGGACUGGCACAAGUCAGUGAAUUCUCUUUUGUUCUGGGAAGCAGAGCACGCAGAGCAGGGAUCAUAUCUCGGGAGGUCUAUCUUCUUAUUCUGAGUGUGACUACUCUAAGCCUUUUACUUGCCCCUGCCCUGUGGAGAGCUGCAAUUAUGAAAUGUGUUCCAAGACCUGAAAGACGCUCAAGUACUUGAUCAAGAUUUGCACAAAUAGAAGAAUAUGUCCUCUUGCAAGGAAAACAUCAUUGCUCAUUGUAUUUCUAUGCACUCAGAAAACAAGACCUGUUGAGUAGUCAGUCCUCUUGGUUAUAAGCCUUAUACUGACCUUAAAACAAAAUUCAGUACUAAAAAAUAAUUGCUUCACUUGAAUUGCACACCUUUUAGAAAAUUUACUUUAACUCUGACAGAUUGGAAUCUGCUAGGAUAUUUGUUUCUGAUCCGAUCUAUUACUCAGAGCAUAAAUUAUUUUUUGAAAAUAUAGUAUCAUGCAAACUGUGUUGAUUAUUUUUUUGCCUGAAUGUGCCUUUUAAUUUUCAUCCUGUUAAUGCUGGUUCAUCACCAGAUUUUGUUCAGAAAAGAAAGAAAGGUAUAUAUAUAUAUAUAUUAUGGUGCCUAUGGUAUCUUCUUUCACUAAAUGACUUGAGUCAUUUUCACAUUUAGGAUUUUAUUAUAGCAGUAUAAAAUUAAUUACAAAUUUCUAGUGGUGAAUAAAAGAGUGAUCUUCUACACAAAGAAAAAGUUUAACUGUUUAGCAUCAGUUCCAAGCAGCUAAUUACAUGUUCCAAAUCAUGCAGCCAGUACUGCAUGGUGUUUUAUUCUAAAUUGCAGCAUAUAAUGUAUUUUCUUAUAGUGGUAUAUUUUGUGCUAGUUCUUGUAUUUAUUUACAUAUUUGACUAAAAAUUGACAGUAAGAAAGGGCAUAACUUAUGUUUGCAGACUGACAGUUGUUACCCAUUCUUGUUGCUAACUGCUGCUACAGUAAUGGUUUUAAAUCAAAAAGAAAUGUAGUUAAACUGGGAAGUGUAAUUUCAAUUAGAUGUGAAAAAUAGUACUUCUGUAACCUUGGAGGUUGGAUCUUAGUUGACACUAUUCUAGAUUUUAAAUUAUUUUAAGUGAAUUAACGUGCAGAAAACUGGAAACAGCAGACUGGAUGUGUAUUUGCAACCCCAUGACCUUUUAAGUUAUAUUUACAUUGAAUAAAUUGUUAAGUCUUUUUAAAAUACCGUGAUAUUUUAGAAAACUGGGUUUUGAAUGUGAUCUUUAAUGUGGUUUUUCUUUAAAAUGUUGUAUGUAGUGAGAUAGGUUGUGUAAAAGCCCAUUCUUUAUGUGCCAUGAAGAAAGCUUACUCAAGUAAGCUGUAGUCUACUCUGUGACAAAGCAUUUAAGAAUCAUCUUGAGGUUUAUCUGCUAAAACCAAUACUAUUUAAGAUACAUUAACUCUUCAGGUCAGUAUUGCAGUAUCAUCUGAAAUAACAUUGAUACCCACAGAAUGGUUAGAAAAAUGCAUGUUACCAAGUUUAAAUUGCCAAUUAAAAUGAAAAUUGUCCUCCUAGUAGCAAAACAAAGCUUUGGAUGGAUUUUUGUGCUCUAUACCUCUUUCCAGGUAGCAGCCUCAGUUUCUUCUGUGUUUUCUCUGACAUCUGCUGGGCUUGUCCAAAUGAAACUUGUAUUAGUCUGGAGUGUGUAUGUAUUGGUGGGACAGGGUAGAGGUCAUCAUAUUUGAGUUCUUGCUCAUUGGAUUCAGGGCUUUCCCUCUAGGCACUAAUGCUUUAUAAAAGUUGGAGGAUGGCAAUUCCACCUCCCUUCAAAUGGUUUCAAAAGUUGUUGCAGAACAGACAAAUGCAGAGGAAAAAGCUGCCCUAUUAAUAAAAUAUUUUUUAAUAAAGGGAAUCUAUAACAGAAAAGAAACUUAAAACUGAUUUGUUAGUGUAUUUAAUAUUUUUAUUCAAAAGAGAGGAGCAGCUCAAAUUUUAUGGUCCUGUUUAACAGUCUACUAGCUCAGACCUUUUACUCUUUUCCAGGUAUAUCACUAAAAUAAUUUGUUUCUUAACUGUCCUGUGCACUCUAUCCACUGACCUAGCUCAUUGUUUCUGCAUGAAAUACAAGCAUCUCUCCUGAAUGCUUCAUUUUGGCUUUGAAAGAUGCUUAUUUCAUAUGUAAUUUGCCACCUCUUUCAGGGGGAAAAUGUAUGACAGGUCAUGGUGGAGACCUCUGUAUGGUUUCCUUUAUGUCACUUAGCCCUUGAAGCAAUUUUAUGACAUACUGCACCUGUGAUGAGUAAAACUUUUAUCUAAAUAAAUUGCUGUGGGUAGUUGUAGUUCUCUAGAAAACUUUUUAAAAGUUAGGAAGGAGAUUAGGAAAUACUCAUGGCUUGUGUCUCCUGAAAGAAAGAAAAUACUUUCCUGAGUAUCUUUUGAAAGAUUUGGGUGAAAAGCUCUUUGGUACCAUGUUCAAAAAAGGAAAGCAAACAUAUAGAUACCUUAUUGGUUGCCUCCCAAAAAAACUUUGUCAUGGUGUAGGAAUGGUAUUCCCAAAUUUAGUGCUCUCACCAAAAUCAUGAUGUCAGUUGUUUCCCCUCUCGCCCCAGCUGGAAGCACAAAAGGCAAAGAUUGUGGGUUGGGAUAAGCACUGGAAACAGCAAUGGGCUAAGAAAACAAACAGCAACAGCAACAAUAUUAAUAACAAAAGUGUACAAAGAGAAUCCCCAGACAACAACAGUUCCCCACCCCGCCACAGACAAAGGGGUCACCUUUCUUCCUGGAAGUAGAGAGGGAGCCCUUUUUCCCUGCCUCUGGCAGUGAGGUAGAAUGGUAUAUAAUAGUGAGGUACACAUGCCCACACCACUCCAGGUUCCUCACCUUCAUUCCUACUGUGGAAAAAGCUCCAGGAUAACUUGGCUAGGCAUUAGGAGAUCUGGGGGAAGAGAAAUAGCCUCAUGUGAGUGCCAGUAUUCUCUGCCUCUGUUGACACAGACUUGGAUUGCCUGGUUCAAUAUUAGAUGUAAGUGAAAAUUAGUAAUCUUAACAGACAUCUGGUAAAUUUGUUUACAGUCAGACAUUUGAGAUUGCCUCAUAGAAAUCUGGAGGUAUAUUGAGAUACUGUAAAUGUUUCCUGAAAUGCAAAUAAUGGCUCCAUGCGUAAUUCCAUGUCCAAAUGGGGUAGUCUGAUAGGAUCUUAGGACAGAAACAACAGACCUUAUUCCUGAAUGAUCACUCAUUCCUGUAUGGAAAAUGGGGAGAAUAUUGCAUAACCAGCCCACUUAGAUAUAAUUGCAGCUUUUCCGAAACCUUAUGCUUGUACUGUGGAAUAUUCUCUUUCUGUGUCAAGCAGAUAAAAUUAAAGCAGAGUUCCAGGAGCCCUGAAAGGAAAAUCUGCUGAUUUGUUGAAGGUUCCUUAAAAAACAAAAUGUCUUUUUCUGGAAAUUCUUGUUCCAGCUUGUUGGACAGUGGUUCUAUCUUGUUCAUUAACUAAUGAUCAGCGUCACUUGAAUACAGAAAAGCUGAUAGAGAGCAGAAACCUCAUUAAGUGAUUGGAGAAUAUUCCUGUGGUUAAGCUGAACUUAAGGGAGUGAAAACGAAGGUCUGCUCUGUGCUUGGCUUGCAGUUCAUUCAGCUAACCUAUUUUGGGGUUGAAAUUUUUUUUGGGUGGGGGUUGUUUGAUUUAUUUUGUAGGUGGAUUUAGCUGUGCUUGUUUGGCAUGGCUUUCUGAAAAUUUGAGUUCUUGUGUGUUACCCCUUAGUUGCUAUCUUUGAUAGAUAAAAAGAUAUCUGUGAAGAUAAAGGAAUCGAAGCAGUUUAAAAGCUGGUAGUGUGAGCUAUGCUUUGUGAGCCAUUUCCCUUGCCCUGGGGUCAGAUUGGUAUAUAUGGACCCAUGAACACCCUACUUAUGGCUUAUCCUGAACCUUAUCCAGAAGGUGGCUUCAGUUUGUCAGUAGGAAGGAAUUUGUGGGAGCUGUGAGGUGGUUUCCUGAAACUGUGACUGAUGUAGGUCUAGGAUGGCUCAAGAAUGCGGUGAUAGUGGACUAAGUCCAUGGGACUUCAUUGCCUUUUAAAAGCUGUAAGAAUUUAUAAUUCCUAUAAUUCUGAAAUAUGAGCCUUGUACUUCACUUGUUUUAUGAUUGGACAUCCUUAGGUUUGCAGGCAGAAAGAUGUGGGGGUGCCUUGUAUGACAGAAUAUUGCUGUACGAUGAUGCUUAAUGGAGGGGGUGAGAAAUCUAGUGUGGUCUUGCCUGUUGGAACAAACCCAGGAACAAUCUAACCACAAAAGCACUCCUGGGGUUAGUCUAGGGAAGGAAUCCAUAGUUCUGCCCUGUAACCAGUCCUGGCAGAGUUCCAGCAUGUGGGCAGUGCCAGAGGUGGAGGAAAGGGAUCUCUGAAUGACAAGAGGCAAACCACACUAACAGCGUUACUAUUUUGUGGGAAAUGCAAUAGCUUGUAAGGAGCAGCAAAGUAUCAGACGUCCGGUGUUGAUAAUCUGGCAACAGGGAGCCAACACAACUGCAGGAAGAAGGAAGAGCACGAGAUGUCCUCAGGGCUUGGAGAUGAGUAGCCCACUCAACACCUGAAGGCAGAAGGGAAAGGCAUGCCUCUACCAACUUCACUCAGUAGCCCAGGAGAUUUGCUUCUUGAGUUCUCCCGCCACCUCUGUUGAGUAAUUACCAACAGAGUUGGACUUAAUGACACUUUUAAGGAGAGUGGGACUAGGAAAACCUUCUGCUUGCUGGAGACAACAAACUGGACAAGGGUUUGACAAGAGUGAUUCAGGGAUAAUUGAUCCUGCUUUGUGGGACAGAACCUACAUCAGAGAGUAGUAAAAUUUUCAAAGUUAUGGUACCAAGCUAUAUUUUUUAUUUCCUAAAAUAGAGAGAAAUUUGAGAACUGGGAGAUGGUACCUCCCGACGAGGCUAGAUGCUGAUAAGGUGGUCAGGUGGCAUUAGGUCGUAUGCAUUUCCUCUGGCAUCUGUUGAAGUCUUCUGCCUACAGACUAGAUGAGCACUUGAAGCAAUUUCUUCGCGUCUGUCAUGCACUCCUGCCGCGCUGAUGCUGUUUAAAGUUAGGAUCCCUUCUGCUUUUCGUGCACCUUUAAAAGGGAGAAGCACUCCCCAGAAAACUGUGGAGUGGAAUAGCCUUCCACCACUACGAACACAAACAAAAUCCUAAAGCUCCAAAAUACCUGAAAAAGGUGUGUUCAGAGAUUAGAGGAGUGUUGAAAGUUUUUUCACUGGUACAAAUACUUCAAAUUAAUUGUGAACAACCCUCGGCUAAAGAAAAAAAAUACACUACCCAAGAGUUGGGCGUGUUUGGGCAGUUAGUAUGUAUCAAAAUAAAUUCUAGUAAACGAGGACACUC